Molecule: messenger RNA, 1302 nt
Organism: Kluyveromyces marxianus DMKU3-1042
Lineage: Eukaryota; Fungi; Ascomycota; Saccharomycetes; Saccharomycetales; Saccharomycetaceae
Gene: ZUO1
Product: zuotin
Exons: 1
Coding region: 1-1302 (433 amino acids)
Biological process (GO): regulation of translational fidelity; 'de novo' cotranslational protein folding
Cellular component (GO): cytosol
Molecular function (GO): ribosome binding; Hsp70 protein binding
Source: RefSeq, a predicted model, not a curated record
AUGUUUGAACUCCCAUCUCUAUCUGGACCAGUUGGCGCCACUGUUGAAUCUGGUGCUAAGCUAUCACCAGCUGUUAGACGUCCAAUCGAACCUGUUGGUAAAUUCUUCCUACACCAUGCUCAAAGAACCCUAAGAAACCACACAUGGUCUGAAUUUGAAAAGAUUGAAGCUGAAAAGAACGUCAAGAACGUUGAAGAAUCCAAUGUGGAUCCAGACGAAUUGUUGUUUGACGAUGAAUUAGCUGACGAAAGUCUAUUGACCCACGACCCAAGAGAUUGGAAGACUGCAGACCUAUAUGCUGCCAUGGGUCUAUCGAAGUUGCGUUACAGAGCUACUGAACAACAAAUCAUCAAGGCACACAGAAAGCAAGUGCUAAAGCACCACCCUGAUAAGAAAUCUGCCUCCGGUGCUGGUUUGGAACAAGAUGGUUUCUUCAAGAUCAUCCAAAAGGCAUUUGAAACUCUUACCGACUCUAACAAGAGAGCUCAAUACGACUCUUGUGACUUCGUUGCCGACGUUGCUCCACCAAAGAAGGGUACCGAUUACGACUUCUUCGAAGCUUGGGCUCCAGUCUUUGAAUCAGAAGCUCGUUUCUCUAAGAAGAAGGACAUUCCAUCUUUGGGAGAUAUGAACACAUCUAAGGAAGACGUCGAGAAAUUCUACUCUUUCUGGCACAGAUUCGACUCCUGGAGAACCUUCGAAUUCCUUGAUGAAGAAGUUCCAGAUGACUCCUCUAACAGAGAUCACAAGCGUUACAUCGAAAGAAAGAAUAAGGCUGCAAGAGACAAGAAGAAGACUGCUGAUAACGCUCGUCUAGUCAAGCUUGUUGAAAGAGCUAUGAACGAAGACCCACGUAUCAAGAAGUUCAAGGAGGAAGAGAAGAAAGAAAAGGAAAGAAAGAAGUGGGAGAGAGAAGCUGGAGCCAGAGCUGAAGCUGAGGCUAAGGCAAAGGCUGAAGCUGAGGCUAAGGCAAAGGCUGAAGCUGAAGCUGCUAAUGCUGAAGCUGCUAAGGCCGACAAGAAGAAGGCUAAGGAAGCUGCUAAGGCUGCUAAGAAGAAGAACAAGAGAGCUAUCCGUAACGCUCCAAAGGAAGCUGAAUACUUUGGUGACGCAGACAAGUCUGCUACCAUCGAAGAACAAACAGGUUUGAUUGUGGACUCAUUGGAUGACCAACAAUUAGUUGAUGUUGCCGAAAAGAUCAAGAACAACGCUGCUGAUGCUAAGAACAUUUUGGCUGAAGCCGCUAAGGCUCUAUCCGACGCCGGUAAGCUACCAGCUUCUGUUGUUUCAUACUACCUAUAA